AUGGAUCUUGCUUAUGGUUUCUUCAGCAGUACUGAUACCUCGUUCUGCAGCUUACCUGAUCCGACAGUAAAAAUUAAACAUUUCACUGAUUUCAGAAGAAGUGUUAUGCUAAAAGGGUUCAAGAAAUGCUGCCUGAAGCGAACUGGAAAAAUUGUAGAUUUACCUUCUGCAGCGAAGCUGCGUAGGUCAGGAGUGAAGUUUAAACGUAGUGAAGAAAAAUUUUUACUUAACAUAAGAUUUGAAAAUCGACUUUUCCCAUGGUUGAAUUGUGGAGGGGCUGAACUGAAAAUACCAAAUCUGGUACUAUACGAGAACACAGAAAAGUUACUUCUGAACGUGAUGGCUUUGGAGCAAUGUGUCUAUCCAGAUGAUGCACUGGUUUCAUCUUACAUUGAUCUAAUUAAUAGUCUUAUUAAUACUAGAAAAGAUGUGGAUUUACUUGUUGAUGAGGAAAUAAUAAGCAGUUUUCUGGGAGACUUUGCUUCAGUAGCAAAUAUGUUUAACAGACUUUCCUUAGAAAUUCGUAAGAGAGAUUCUAGUUACUAUGGCAUUUGCGAGGAUCUGAAAAAGCACUAUAAGAAUCGUUGCAACCAUACCAUGGAAGCCUUUAUACGUUGGUUCUUUGAUCCCUUGAAAGCCUUUGGCCCUUAUAGCGCUGGUGCUUAG
Molecule: messenger RNA, 666 nt
Organism: Pistacia vera
Lineage: Eukaryota; Viridiplantae; Streptophyta; Magnoliopsida; Sapindales; Anacardiaceae
Exons: 1
Coding region: 1-666 (221 amino acids)
Source: RefSeq, a predicted model, not a curated record